Molecule: messenger RNA, 3101 nt
Organism: Gossypium raimondii (Peruvian cotton)
Lineage: Eukaryota; Viridiplantae; Streptophyta; Magnoliopsida; Malvales; Malvaceae
Product: scarecrow-like protein 28
Exons: 2
Coding region: 741-2753 (670 amino acids)
Biological process (GO): regulation of DNA-templated transcription
Cellular component (GO): nucleus
Molecular function (GO): DNA-binding transcription factor activity; sequence-specific DNA binding
Source: RefSeq, a predicted model, not a curated record
CUUAACGGUCAUAUUUCACCGACAACACUCCAACGGUCACAAAGACUAUUAUUCACCAUGGUAUUUUUUCUGCUUUGAAAUGAAUCCCAGAAGAGGAAACCCCAAAAAGAAGGAAAAAGAAAAAAGAAAAGGGAAAAGCAAUGAUGGAGACGUGAAGGUGAAAGAGUUUCAGUUAGCAUGGAGUUGUUGUUGUUGUUGUUGUUGUUGUUGCAAACCACAAAAGCUGAGAUGGGUGUCAAAGUUUUUCAGGAUCUCAAGUCCAGGUUUGAGAAUUUAUGCAUUUUUGUUGUAUGCUUUUUACAUUGUUGAUUGUAGCUGAGUUUUCUGUGGGAAUCCGAUGAUUGUUUUGUGGUAAAUGUUUUAGUGUAGUUCUUUAACAAAUCUUUGAUUCUUUCUGGGGGUGGGAAAAUUCUUUUAUAUUAAUUCUUUGUUGCAUAUAGUAACACAUUUCUGUAUCUUCUUUAUAUCGGAUUCCUUAUUUUUAUUUCUUUUGGUUUGUUGAAAAAUCACACACUCACUUAGAAUUUGUCUAUCUCUCUAGAUUUAGUUUGUCCAAAGUAUACAUGCAAAGUUUCAUAUAAACACAGAGGAAUUUUAUACAUAAAACUCAUACAUUCCACAUAGCUUGAAAACUUGUAGAAACAAAAGAGAGAUAGGGAAAGAAAAUAGAGAAAACAAACUGGGGGUGGGUGAAUUGAAAUUGAACUGAAAAAGAAAGAAAGUAGGAGGGUUGUAGAGAAAUGUUGGCUGGUUGUUCUAGUUCUACAUUGGUGUCACCAAGGCAUAGAUUGAGGAGUGAAGCGUCAGCACAGUUUCAAGCUUGCCAUUUCCCGACUUCAAUGAGCACACAAAGAUUGGACCUGCCAUGUAGUUUUUCUCGCAAGGACACUUCAAGGUCGCAGCCUAUUAGGCCUGUUGGCCUUUCUGUGGAGAAACCAACUGAAUCCAAGACCAGCGGUUGUUCUCUCAAGCAGAAUAUCCGGCUGCCGCCAUUGACUACUACUGCACAUGAAGGGCGGAGAGAGAUCAAGGAUGAGUUUUGGGAGAAAGGUAAAUGUUUGAAGAGAUUUGCUGCUGAAGGUUUCAUUGAUGAGUCAGUCAUUGACAGGAGGGCAAAGAGGAAAAAGGGUAGCUGUCAUAAUGAGAUCUCUGGUGAUAUUCAUGAAGGCGGUGGUGAUAAUUUGAGUUUGGGCCAACUUGGUGCUGGUGAGUUUUGGUUUCAACCAAGUUUCGCAGGCCAUAAUGCUCCUCAACUUCCUUUCUCUCUCACUGCUUCAGGGGAUGAAGAAAGGGUGUGUUUUGUGCCUGGUGAAGUGAUAUCACCGCCUUUGCCAUUGUCUAACAAUCCUUGGACCGAGUCAGUAAUAACCGAAAUCACUGACGUUGGGGAAAAGGAUGUUGAGACAAUCCAUAGGCCGGUAAAGGAAGCUUCAGGAUCGAGUACUUCUUCGGAGAGUCAUAGUUUGGGACUUCGGUUAAACGAGCAAGGCACAGAACAUGAAGUGGGCAAUGGUUCAGGGAAUCCUUACCCACAUGAGGGUACUGGUGUGGGGGUUUAUAGGGAGGAGGAGAUCAACCAUAGGGAGCAUCAGGGGUUUGAGCUUAUUCACUUACUUACAGCUUGUGUUGAAGCAAUUGGAUCAAAGAACAUUGCUGCCAUCAAUCAUUAUAUAGCUAAGUUGGGGGAUCUUGCUUCUCCAAGAGGCAGUGCCAUAAGCCGUCUAACUGCUUACUAUACUGAAGCUUUGACUCUUCGAGUCACAAGGCUUUGGCCUCACAUAUUUCAUAUCACAACCCCUCGUGAGCUUGAUCGGGUUGAUGAUGAUAAUGGUACUGCAUUGAGGCUCUUGAAUCAGGUAAGCCCGAUUCCAAAAUUCUUUCACUUCACAUCAAACGAGAUAUUGUUGAGAGCCUUCGAAGGGAAAGACAGGGUUCACAUCAUAGAUUUCGACAUCAAGCAAGGGCUUCAAUGGCCUAGUUUGUUCCAGAGUUUAGCUUCAAGGGCUAAUCCACCAAGCCAUGUUAGAGUUACCGGAAUCGGUGAGUCGAAGCAAGAACUAAAUGACACAGGAGACAGGCUCUCGGGAUUUGCCGAGGCAUUGAAUUUGCCUUUCGAGUUCCAUCCAGUUGUGGACAGGUUAGAAGAUGUGAGGUUGUGGAUGCUCCAUGUAAAGGAGAAAGAGACAGUAGCUGUGAAUUGUGUGUUUCAACUGCACAAGACACUUUAUGAUGGAAAUGGAGGCGCUCUCAGGGACUUGUUGGGACUUAUUCGUAGCACGAACCCUGCAGUGGUCGUCAUGGCAGAACAAGAAGCUGAACAUAAUGUUCUAAGCUUAGAAGCAAGGGUGACCAAUUCAUUGAGGUACUACUCUGCCAUAUUUGAUUCCAUCGAUUCAAGCCUUCCAAUGGAGAGUCCAGUUAGGAUGAAAGUAGAGGAGAUGUUUGCAAGGGAAAUCCGGAACAUAAUUGCUUGCGAAGGAAGUGAUAGGUUUGAAAGGCACGAGAGUUUCGAAAAGUGGAGGAAGCUGAUGGAGCAAGGAAGGUUCAGAUGCAUAGGGAUUAGCGAGAGAGAAUUGCUUCAGAGCCAAAUGCUGUUGAAGAUGUACACUUGUGAGAACUACAGUGUGAAAAAGCAAGGAGAAGAUGGUGGGGCGCUUACUCUAAGUUGGUUAGAUCAGCCACUUUAUUCAGUCUCAGCUUGGACACCUAUUGAUGUUGCAGGCAGCUCAUCCUCAUUUCCUCAGCCAAAUUGAUUGUUUUUUCAGAGUACUAUUUUGAUUCCAUUACAUACAAAAAAGGGUACACAGGCAUUCUUUGUAGGUAAAGAAAUCUGUCAUUAUUCUUUCAUUCUUUUGUUGCAUACAGUAAAUUCAUACCGAUUCAUUUGUUUUCAGCACAGAUUCUUUUUAGAUCAGUCUGUAGUAUCAGAGUCAAUUAAUUUGCUGUUUUAUUAUUUGAUUCUUUAUGCAUCAUAAAAUUCUUUGUAGCAGUUUUUCUAUUCAUUUGUUGUAAUAUUUAUCAGAAGUAUUGUAUGAAAAGAAAUUAUCAGAACUACCAACAAUUUAUAUUUAUGUAGUUGGAAAUUUAUUUUCAGAUUUCAA